Molecule: messenger RNA, 3326 nt
Organism: Varroa destructor (honeybee mite)
Lineage: Eukaryota; Metazoa; Arthropoda; Arachnida; Mesostigmata; Varroidae
Source: RefSeq, a predicted model, not a curated record
UUAGUUCAUAAGGUUUGGUAGGGUCAAAUCGUCUGCAGUGGCUUGAUUUUAGGCCGGAAAUCAUUGUGCCGAGACUACAUUGUUUCUACAUGCUUGUGUAGCACUAUCAGACAACUGUCGUCACGUGAAAGCGGCUGUACGUGCUGUACAAUCGUCGUUUCGUAGGGUUUGUCAGUCGGUUUUGAACGAGCAGACGAUUCUCUGCUAACCUGAAAUAUCUGUUCGUCUAGGCAUCAUGAGCAUUCACGCGACAUUUGAUUCUUGAUUUUAACUGAGUGAACUUGUCCAAGAAUUCCCUGGCAAAACUGCGCCUAUCAUAGUGCUCCGUUGCCAUCGUGUUUGUUCUGGCAACGAUGAGUGAAUUCGACAAAUGCACUAUUCGAGGGCUCGAGGUGCUUCGCGGUGCUCUUGAACGACUUUCCAGAGAUCCGCCCACGGAAGUGCCCCCUCUUUACGAACGAGUCGAAUUCCUUCAUAAAGCGCACAUUUAUAUCGCACAUAAGAUGGCAGAAAAAGGAUACAAGAUGCCGAUUCAAGAAAAGGUUGAUAACGAGUUUGCAAGAUGGACUGCUUUCGAGGAGAAAUUAAAUCUGAGGCAAGAUAUAAGCUCUGAUGUGGAAGCAUACCAUAGGGAACUAAUGGUAAAGGCACUACGCAAGGUUCAAUGUGAAAUCGAGCAACGAAAGCAAAGUGACGGAUCAGUGGACCAGGACAACGCUUCAGUGGACGAAACUGAUUGGUCGGAUGCUUCGCACAUUUCAACUGGCUCUAGAUCAUCGAGAUCGCAGAGUCUCUUAUCUGCGAAGUCGAAACUGAAGCGUAGCAUGAGCGAAAGUUCGUCAAGACGAGAUAUGCGUAUAGUCGCACCUUCCGAGUCUACCACAAAAAGGCAAAGGGUGGCUAACCAUCAGAAAGAAGGCUUAUCGGUAGGUCAGAAGGCUAACGACACAUCAACUGACGAUGGCUUGGAGCGUGAGAGUCGUUCUCGAAUUCCCAAGAAAGGUUCAAGUAGAAAUAAUUCACAGUCUGUUAGAGGUUUGAAACCGGCCUUGCCAUUGUUUCAGAACAAAAUAUCUCGGCCUCCAAGUGUUGACAGGGCAGAGUUUGCGAGAGCUCAAAACCAGCGCGUUCAACAAGCAAAGGAACGUCGCGAACAACAGCAGCAGACCGAAGAGAUUGCCAAAGACAGCAAACGGUCAGUAGCAAAGUUAAAGUCCAUUAAAGCCGAUAGUUCCGGAAGGGGGGUAUCGAGAAAUUCAGUAUCCCUCCAGAAAAAAGUUAGCGCCAUCGAUCCAUCGCCAAAUAAUCCUAUCAUAACUGGUACAAUACCACUGGCCAAUGAGAUGUUACACGGACAGACUUUGCUUGAGUCAAGCAAACUGCCGCUCCUUACACAUCAAGUUAAUUCUACAUUCAUGAUGGGUGCGGAAGCUCGACCAAUGUGCGACGUGACGAUGAUUGCCCCUGUUCCAGCUGGAUUUCGUGAGAUGCCUGUUCAUCCGUUAAACACGACGUAUGUGCCGUCCGCUACCGCCGUUCCAAACGAUGUAACGUUUGCAAAACCCUUGCAACCAGUAGAAACAAUUUACCGACCGGUCCUCGAUCCCCCCGACAAUGGCCAAAUAGAGCCAGCACUACCUGACGAGAAUGCGGCCAACGCCACGGUUGACGACACUCUUCUGAACCCUAUGGAGAGCUACUGCAACUACGGGCUAGAGGACCUUUGUUCGGAUUCCGAUAACACCGACGACGAAUGUCACCCCAAAAAAAUCAUACCUGGAUGGGCGCGAAUGGAUUCAGCUCGUUUCAGAAGACGUAUCUUCAAACAGAAGACGUUGGGUGACAGCAUUGAAAAGUAUAGGCUUAAAGAUAUUUGUAUGCCAAAAUAUGUCGACCUGCAUGAGAUUUUUUACUCCGAUAUUGCCAAAAGGGAUACCUCCUCACUCAUCUGGGAUACAACGCAGACUUUUAUAGCUUAAAAUAAUGAUGGUAGUGAAUUUUCGAGAGAACUGCAGCUCGCUUAUGUGUUGUGUACUGAACUUCGUGGAUGCACGACUUCCCUUACCUGUUUCAACCAGUUAACCGCUAAUUCUUCUCUGAACUUCAGGAUAGGUGGCGCAGCAGUCGCGGAUCGUAAGGCAAUGUUAAUAUCGUUCUUUUGUUCUCACUUUUGCUCUUUCCAAAGUUGUCUUAAUCUACCUAUUGUUUACCUUUAGCAGUCUGUAUAAUAAGGUUGUAUAAAAAAGAAACAUAUAUAUAUAUAUAUAUAUAUAUGUAUAUAUAUAUAUAUGCUUAAGCGUUGUACAUAUUGAUUCAUCUUUUAAUCGUAUUUUGACCGUCCUUAAUAUAUGUUCUGAACAGAGUUUCGAAAUAACGAUAACCUAUUGCUGUGACAAGUGGAUCAUGGCAAGGGCCAGUAUCGUCAGCAAUAGAUAGAGCGGUCAGAAUAGGCUUGACAUAUAAUAAAAAAAGAAACAACAUGAAUUAUACUGAUGCUUAAGAAACGAUUAUUCUAAUCUAUUAUUCCCUUAUUGUUUGUCUUUUAGCAAGAAGUAAACGUUUCUCUGAAAAAUUGAUUUUAGAUUAUGGUAACGAAACAACAUAAUCCUCAUAUGCUUUAUACUAUUUAUGAUACCAACACGACAUUUAAUCCAUGCGAUAACUCAUGGGAGAUAGCCCGCUAAUUGGCUUUUUAUGUCCGUAAACUAGAAAAGACUAAGGCACAUAAUAUACAUCAUGAUCAUGUACAAUUCCGUAUAUUUUAAAUAUACUUUUAUAUUUAAAUAUGCUGUUCCAUAUGGUAUUUCAGAAGCUUGUACCUUUAACUGAGGAGCUUGUUUUACAAAAUUUACUCAAUUUUGAAGGAAAUACUGCCUUUGCUGCAGAACCAAAUGUAGAAAACUAUGUAGAAAGCAUUCUCUUAUACUUACUUCAACUAGGUAGCACGUGUUUUUCGUUCAGGUUUGCGUCGUUAAUGGUAUACCGUUGAUUUUCCCAUUUGCUAUACACAUAUAGUCUGAUUUGAAGUAUCGUAGGUCACUUGUUGGCAGCGAAGGACGAGGCACAUUACUGCACUGAUAAAUGCUCGCUCCAUUCUCUGCUUUUCCGUAACGUAGAAACUACGAAGUUCCUGCACGUAGACCAAAUCUGUGACGGUACUACACUAACUCAGCUCAGUGAGCUUCGACCUUAUUAGUAAUACACAAUACGAAUAUUUUAUACACUUCAAGAAAUAAAGUUGCUAUAAUUUGCCUUCGCGAAGUGCACACGGAACUUCGUUUCACAAAAAAAUCAAGUGCUGACUUUAAGGCACUUUUCUUAGUUGG